Messenger RNA from Condylura cristata (star-nosed mole), 2598 nucleotides. It is a transcript of the gene ADAM21, whose product is annotated as ADAM metallopeptidase domain 21. Lineage: Eukaryota; Metazoa; Chordata; Mammalia; Eulipotyphla; Talpidae. Bases 19 to 2184 code for a protein of 721 amino acids. The record is from RefSeq and is a predicted model, not a curated record. Gene Ontology annotation, biological process: male gonad development; proteolysis. Gene Ontology annotation, molecular function: metalloendopeptidase activity. The transcript has a single exon. Gene Ontology annotation, cellular component: external side of plasma membrane; sperm head plasma membrane; plasma membrane.
CUACCUAAUAGUCCCAUAAUGGCAUUUGAUGAGGCCAGGGUGUCCAUGAGAAUUUUUCUUCUGCUUCUCUGGCUUAGGAUGUCUCUGUCUUUAUCAAGCCUUUCCCAGGGUAGGCCCUCCCAACAACUCAGCUUCCCAGAACUAGUGAUCCCCUUAAAGGUGACAGCCAUGGGGAGAGGUGCAAAUGUUCCAGACCAUCUCUCCUACAACCUGAAGUUUGGGGGCCAGAGGCACAUUGUCCACAUGAGGGUCAAGAAAUUCUUGAUAUCCAGACACCUCCCAGUGUUCACCUAUACAGACCAGCAUGCCCUCCACCAGGAUCAGCCUUUCGUUCCUAAUGACUGCUACCACCAUGGUUAUGUGGAGGGGGUCCCUGAGUCCCUCGUUGCCCUUAGUACCUGUUCUGGAGGCUUUCGAGGCAUGUUACUGAUAGAUGGCCUUGCCUAUGAAAUUGAGCCCAUCAGGCAAUCUACCACAUUUGAACACCUGGUUUAUAAGAUAAAUGCUAAUGAAACACAAGUCUCACCUGUGAGAUGUGGCUUAACAAAGAAGGAAACAGCAUACCAACAGCUGGGAUAUGAAGAGACAAAAAAAUCAACUCUGAAACAAAAAUUUACUGGUAACUGGUGGACCCACUCAUGGUUUUUGGAGCUGCUUGUGGUGGUAGAUUAUGAUUUCUUCAUGGACUCCCAAGGUAACUUUUCAAAUGUACAGGAGGAUGUAUUUCUUGUUGUCAACAUAGUCGAUUCCAUUUAUCGGCAGUUGAAUAUUUAUGUAAUAUUGAUUGGGAUUGAAAUUUGGAAUAAUGAAAAUGUUUUCUCAAUGAUGAAUAUAAAUCAGGUUCUGGAGGACUUCUCCCACUGGAAACAAGUCAGUCUUUCUCAACUACAGUAUGAUUCUGCACAUAUUUUCAUUAAAAACUCACGUAUAAGUGUACUUGGGAUAGCCUAUGUUGCAGGAAUAUGUCGUCCGCCUAUUGACUGUGGAGUUAAUAAUUUCCAGGGAGAUUCCUGGUAUCUUUUUGCCCUCACUGUGGCCCAUGAGUUAGGUCAUACUUUGGGUAUGCAGCAUGAUGAAGAAUUCUGUGUGUGUGGGCAAAGUGGCUGCAUCAUGAAUGCAGUCAGAGUGCCAGCAGAGAGAUUCACCAAUUGUAGUUAUGUAGAUUUCAUGGAGACCACUUUUACCCUGGGAUCAUGUCUACACAGUCCUCCAAGUCAAGAGAAAAUCUUUAUGCUGAAGCGCUGUGGGGAUGGUGUAGCUGAAAGAGAAGAGGAAUGUGACUGUGGAACUAUACGGCAGUGUGAACAAGACGCCUGUUGUCUUUCAAACUGCACUCUGAGUCCUGGUGCUGCUUGUGCUUCUGGGCUUUGUUGCAAAGCUUGCAAGUUCCUGCCAUCAGGAGAACUCUGUAGACAUCAGGUAAAUGAAUGUGACCUUCCAGAGUGGUGUAAUGGGACAUCCCCUCAGUGCCCAGAAGAUGGAUAUGUGCAGGAUGGCAUUCCCUGUAGUGACAGUGCCUACUGCUAUCAAAAGAGAUGUAACAGCCUUGACAAACAGUGCAUGGAGAUUUUUGGUGAAGGUGCAAAGAGUGCAUCUCAGAAUUGCUAUAAAGAAAUCAACUCCCAGGGAAAUCGUUUUGGCCAUUGUGGGACAAAUGGCACAACAUACCUAAAAUGUAAUGCCUCUGAUAUCUUUUGUGGGCGAGUUCAAUGUGAGAAUGUGGUAAACAUUCCCUACAUGAAAGAUCACUCUGUUUUGCAGUACUCUCACAUCAAUGGUGUUAGCUGCUGGGGUAUCGACUAUCAUUCAGGGCUGGACACACCUGAUGUUGGUGACAUAAAAGAUGGCACCAUUUGUGGCCCAGGACAGAUGUGCAUACACAAAAAGUGUGUCACCCUGCCUCUCCUGUCACAAGCCUGCCUGCCUGAGACCUGCAACAUGAAGGGGACCUGCAAUAACAAACACCACUGCCACUGCAGCUAUGGAUGGUCCCCACCCUUCUGCCUGCACAGAGGCUAUGGAGGUAGUGUUGACAGUGGCCCACCAGCUGCCAGAAGAAGAGUUCUGUUGCCACUACUUGUGACUCUUAGUUUGUCUGUUUUGUUUUUACUGUUGAUUGCUAUUGUUAAGUACUUUGAAAAACAUUUUGAUACCAAUGAGACUGAGGUUCACACUUCAGAUUAAGAAAAUGUCCCUAAUUUAAUCUCAUGCAUUAUUAAAUUUCAGCUUCUUGGUGAUGGGCUGUUAGUACUUGCCUGAAACUGGGCACAUUUCUGAGAGUUUAUAGAAAAAUAUAGAGACUCCCCUUCCGGCAGUAUUAAAAACACUGCCUUCAUGCAAAAGUAAUUCCUAACACCUUCCUGCUACUAUUUAUUGUUUUCAGAAGCAAAUAAAGCUUUUCCCCUGAGUUAGUCCUCUUUGUGUUUCUUGAGCACAGAUAUGAUGUCUGGGAAACAUAUCUUAAGAAGUCAUGUGAAACACACGUUGGAAUAUUCCUUCGUGGUGCAAGAGAGAGCUCUCAGGAAGAUGAGUGAAGUACACCUAAAGAAAGAAACUGAGAUUGUGGAAAUUGUCUGCUCAGCUGCCAGUGAAUUCAGA